UCAAACCAAACUGACAAUAUCGUUAAUGACGUCAUAGUCGCAACGUUUUACACAUUACGUUUUUAUAAGAAGCAUUUCUUCUUAGAGUAAUAAACAUGAAGUUGAUUCUAGCAGCAGUUGCGUUUGUUACCUUCGUCUUUACCGUCAAGCCAGUCAUAGGUCCAUUUAUUCCACAAAUUGACUGCAUGGAACCCGGGAUCAAAGGGCAGAAAACGCAUAUAACAUGUAAAAUAAUUCCCAGUGCAAUUCCAGGCUCAUACUACGACAGCAUAUCACUUGGAAUGGAAUUUUACCGACCAGAUUUCAGGAGAGUCAUCCACUGUACGAACAAAAACGAUGCGUGUUUUUCCAAGUUAGGCCCCAGGUACGUGGGCGUGGCCAAUCAUUCCCGUUUGAGUACAGUGAUAAUAGAGUCAUUCGAUCCAGCGGUUGAUGCCGGGGAAUGGAUCUGCAGAGACCACCCGCUUCCUACACGAUUUGACUCAUGCACCAAGAGAGACGCAGCGUCAGUUCGUAAAACAAUGAGUGGUAAAGCAACGAGUGGUGCCUGUGCCCAAGUAGCAUCAAUUUCUAUGUUUAUCUUCUGGACCAUUGCAAUACUGGCUGCAAACCUACAGGUCACUACUUCGAUGUAUUUCAACUAACUCAGCUCUAAAGACAAGUGUCCAUUGGAUUAUAUUAUAAAAACUGGCCAAAGCAUGUUUAUAUUCAAUUGUUUAUAGACUGACCCACAGUCAUCUGAACAGUGUGUGUGUGUGUGUGUGUGUGUGUGUGUGUGUGUGUGUGUGUGUGUGACGCACACACACACACACACUCACAGAGAGAGAGAGAGAGAGAGAGAGAGAACGAUAAUGUAAGUAUCCAUGUAUUAACCAACUUGCAUGUAUCUGCAUGAAUGUUGAAAGGCUUGCGAAUGUGUGCGUGUGCGCGUAUGUGUGUGUGUGUGUGUGUGUGUGAGCUUUUUAGUGUCUAAACAAUUAAUUUUUGUUGAAUCAGUUUUGUGUAUUUUAAAGCUAUUCAUUUAAUGUGUUAUAUUUUCUGCACUAUUCACUUUGUUGCUCUUGAAGAAAACUUAUAUUAACGAAUUCAGGAUGGAUACAUACAGGUUUCUUUUGUUUACAACCAAAGGACCUCUUAUUAAAGGUAGAUUAAGAAUUAACAACACCAGAUAACCCUAUGGAGUGACCGAAGGCGUUAGCACCGUGUAUUUAUUGUACACAGGAUAUUGCAAACUCCGAAUCGAGAGAAAGGCAAACUACCAACGAAUCGAGGUAAGUUAUUUGCCGUUUUCUUUGAUCUGGUACAGAUUUGUUGACCAAGGUUAUGCGAUUACUAGCUAGAUAAUUUGCUAAUAAAAUCCAUUCAUAAUAA
Messenger RNA from Gigantopelta aegis, 1371 nucleotides. RefSeq lists its product as uncharacterized. NCBI's taxonomy places the organism in Eukaryota, Metazoa, Mollusca, Gastropoda, Neomphalida, Peltospiridae. The transcript has 6 exons. The record is from RefSeq and is a predicted model, not a curated record. Bases 96 to 644 code for a protein of 182 amino acids.